AAAAAAAACUGCGGAAUAGUAAAGUCAAAUAAAAGUUAUAAAUAUUUAUUGGAUCACUUAGCGAUACUUCUUUGAAUAACAUAAAACGAUGAUCGCCUUAUGUUAGGGAAAGUGAGGUUUUUAGGGAAAAGGGAUGUAAAUUCAGAAUAGUGAGAAUGUUUAAAACAUUAAACAAAUUAAAUAUAUAAACUUGCAAUUCAUAUGGGCAACCAUAUGAUCUUUCUGAUUUUUCUACAAAAUUUCAAAAAUUAAAUACAACUCAUGGAAAGUGAUCCAGUAAUACACCGAACCCGACACAUAAUAUGUAUGGCUUCGGACUUCUUCUACCCGAACACAGGUGGUGUAGAAGAACACAUAUACAACCUAUCACAAUGUCUUAUUAAACGUGGUCAUAAAGUAAUUGUGAUAACUCACUGUUAUGGCGAAAGGGUUGGAAUACGGUACUUGACAAGUGGUCUUAAAGUAUAUUAUUUACCUAUCAAAGUAUUUUAUUCACAAUGUGCUUUGCCUACAAUGAUUUGUAACAUAGCCAUUGUUAGGUAUAUAUUAAUAAGAGAAUGCAUUGAAAUUGUGCAUGGCCAUUCUGCAUUUAGUGUAUUAGCCCAUGAAGUUUCCAUUAUUGGAAAGCUAAUGGGCUUAAAAACAGUAUUCACAGAUCACAGUCUAUUUGGAUUUGCCGAUAUGUCAGCAGUACUAACAAAUAAAUAUCUGCAGAUGUGUUUGUGUGAGUGUGAUCAUUGUAUUUGUGUGUCCCACACUGGCAAGGAGAACACUGUUCUGAGAGCAAAAGUAAGGGCCCACAAAGUGUCUGUUAUACCAAAUGCAGUUGAUGCAUACACAUUUACACCAGAUCCUAAAAAAAGAGAUUCUAAUGUUGUCACAAUUAUAAUAGUAUCAAGGCUUGUCUAUAGAAAAGGAGUGGAUUUGAUGGCAGCUGUUAUUACUGAUAUGUGUCCAAGGUAUCCUAACCUAAGGUUUAUAAUUGGGGGUGAUGGACCAAAAAUGUGGUUACUGCAAGAAGUCAGGGAGAGAAAAGGUUUCCAACACUGUGUAUCACUUCUUGGUAGUCUCAAGCAUUCUGAAGUGAGAGAUGUUUUAGUAAAGGGUGAUAUAUUUCUUAAUACAUCACUCACUGAGGCAUACUGUAUGGCCAUUGUGGAGGCCGCCUCAUGCGGUCUGAAGGUUGUUUCUACAAGUGUGGGUGGCAUACCUGAAGUGUUGCCAGAAAACAUGAUUUACUUGACAGAACCAAAUAUUGACAGCAUUGUCAAGGGUGUAGAGCUAGCUAUGAAUGAUUUGAAGAAUGGCAAAAUUGUUUGCCCAUUUGAAUGUAAUAGGAUGGUAAGAAAAAUGUACAACUGGAUGGACAUCUCAAGAAGAACAGAAAUAGUCUACAACAGAAUUUUAGUUAAUACUAACAAACCAUUGGGUUUACAACUUAGGAACUACUUAACUUGUGGUGUAUGGCCUUUUCUUUUAGUCAUAAGUUUAAUGUAUUUGUUAUUGCAGUUAGCUGAACGAGUUUAUAAGAGAAAAAAUAUAGACAUUGCUAAAGAUUUAAAAUUAUGACUAAACCAUCUAUGUGAUAGCAAUAUUGAAGCUAUUUAUAUUAAACCACUUACAAAUUAUCACAUAUCAAUUUUGAUGACCCCUAUAGCAUGUAGUAGGAGCAAUCAUUUAUUUGAUGAAUAUGAAUGUUUGUUUCAAAGUCAUGGAUGUUUAUUUGUAUUUAUAUUGUAUUAAAUAUAUCAUUGUCUUGCCGCCCAUAGUACAGGCUAUUGCUAGUUUGGGGCAAGAUAACUUGUGUAAGAGUGUUUCUAUAUCAAACUUGUUAGCUAUAUUGAGUAAAAAAAUAGAAUUAUUUUUUUCUGUUAA
Leptidea sinapis is the source of this 1875-nucleotide messenger RNA. RefSeq names its product phosphatidylinositol N-acetylglucosaminyltransferase subunit A (gene PIG-A). The record is from RefSeq and is a predicted model, not a curated record. Gene Ontology annotation, biological process: GPI anchor biosynthetic process. Gene Ontology annotation, molecular function: phosphatidylinositol N-acetylglucosaminyltransferase activity. Bases 262 to 1569 code for a protein of 435 amino acids. The transcript has 3 exons. Gene Ontology annotation, cellular component: glycosylphosphatidylinositol-N-acetylglucosaminyltransferase (GPI-GnT) complex. NCBI's taxonomy places the organism in Eukaryota, Metazoa, Arthropoda, Insecta, Lepidoptera, Pieridae.